Messenger RNA from Saccoglossus kowalevskii, 1358 nucleotides. RefSeq lists its product as uncharacterized. NCBI's taxonomy places the organism in Eukaryota, Metazoa, Hemichordata, Enteropneusta, Harrimaniidae. The record is from RefSeq and is a predicted model, not a curated record.
CGGCGUCUUUCUGAAUUUGAAUUGUCUUCCGUUCUGCUCCAGUGAAACUUGUGCUGUUUUAUACAGUUUAUUCCGAAAAUAUUCCUAGAUACGCGUGUAAUAGUACUCGUAAAGACUUUCUGAUAAGAUCAAACUUAGAUCGUGUUUGUAAUUGUUAUAGCAGUGAUUACAAAUCUGGUAUCAGUGGUGAAGCCAUACAAAAGUUUGCCAGUAUGCCAUACAAAUUAAAUAAAUGGAAACGCCCGAAAGGAUACUAUGCAAAGGUGCAUGAGAAAAGGAAGCUAUCUAAACAGUUAAAGGCAGAGGAACAUACUAGUACCUGCAUUUCCAACAUAUCAGAUCUACAGAAACAUGUUGGUCUUGUGACAUUGCCAUCUAAUUGGUCUGUUCUAAAGUCGCCAACAGAAAUCAGAUUCAGCCAGAUAGAGUUUAUCGGGGAUGAGUCAACAGUUUCCAGAUGCGUUAUGGUGGGGGAAGAUUUAACAUGGCAAGUGAAGCUUCAUGGGCGAUACAUCCCCAAAAACCAUUCCAUCUUUGAAGGCAUAUCUUCUGCAGUUACUGAUGUUGACAUGGUCACAACUCUUAUUAGUGAGGCUGUGAAAUGCAAGAUGUGCCCAGGAAACUUUGAUCAAUCAUAUAUUGAUCUAGUUCGAGGUAAAGGUGGGGAAAUUGUGAAGGCCACUUCCUUGUCAGGGGAGAAAACCAGUUCAGACAGUAAAGUGAACCUUAGAUUCCUUAGUCCCACAGAACUGAGGGAAAGAGCAUCGAAUCUACAGAAAGAGAAGAUGACUUUAAAGCGGUCCUUGAGCAGAACUGUGAAACAACUUGUUUCAUCUGAAGGGAUUGCAAUUGAUGGGACAUUACAGAGCGACUUUAAAGCUAUAAUGGAGGAAAACAAUCAUGAUGUGCAGAAAGUGUGCAGGAGUUCCGGUUUCGUGAAACUGCCUAGUCAAAGAACUUUAACAGACUACUCAAAUUACAUUAAGCCCAAACCAGGAAUUAGUCAACCAGUGUUGAAGGAACUUAUUUCAGAAAUUGAGUGUCUUGGGUCAUCAGAGUCAAAUAAAUAUGUAGUACUACUUCAUGAUGAAAUGAAGGUUAAGCAAGAUCUCGUCUAUGAUAAGAACACUGGGGAACUGAUUGGCUUCACCAACUUGGGUGAUAUAAAUGAGGAGCUGAUGAAGCUAGAGAAUGGCUGUCACAUAGAGAAGAAUAAAGGUCUAGGACUUGCCAGUCAUGUCUUGGUGCUAAUGGUAAGAGGAUUAGCAUCUAGUUUACAAAUGAGCCUGGGCUACUUUCCCACUGUUGGUUGCAAGUCUGACAAUUUGUAUCCAAUAAUAUGGGAUACGAUCACCUGA